UUUACUUUAGUCAUUGUCAAAUAAUGCUACUCUCUCUCUCUCGCCAUUUCUAAAUCGAUCCUUCACCUCAGUCCACCUUUUCAACUUCUGAACUAUAGUUUUGAUCUUCUGUAAAAUGGUCAGCAUAAUCAUACACCCUCUUCCGUAGUAACAAUGCCAAAUUCCAAAUUGUGAACCAGAUAGUUCUCCUAAUUACAGGGUUUCAACUGUCGUGACACCUAAGCAAUCACCUUACCACUCCGCACUACCACUGCACCAAAACCAACACGUGAAACAUCACAAUACACCAAGCUCAAUGACGAAACAAGAUUAUCGAACAAAAGUUGCAUCAUUUUUCUCCGAUGGGUUUGUGUUUGUCGGUGGAACUUUAGUGGCUGUACUGGUAUUCUUGGCCAUAUGGUCAUUCAUUAGUCCAAAUCCCAGUUUUUCUACCAUUAUGAUGUCGAAGUCCAAUACUUUGGACUCUAAAUCAGCGGUCUUUAAUUUAAAUCAAGAUUCGCAAGAACCAACUUUUUAUGAUGAUCAAGAUUUGAACUACGGUAUAGAGAAACCAAUAAAAAACUGGGACGAGAAGCGAAGUAAAUGGCUAAAGCUUCAUCCAACAUUUAAUCAUGGUGUAAAAGAACGGAUUCUUGUCGUUUCAGGUUCACAAUCGAUGCCGUGUAAGAACCCCAUGGGCGAUCAUUUGUUGCUGAGGUUCUACAAGAAUAAGGUAGACUACUGCAGGAUCCACGGGUAUGAUAUUUUCUACAAUAACGUGUUAUUGCAGCCGAAAAUGUUCUUCUUUUGGGCAAAAAUGCCGGCUGUUCGAGCAGCAAUGGUAGCUCAUCCAGAAGCAGAGUGGAUUUGGUGGGUGGAUUCAGAUGCUGCCUUCACUGACAUGGAUUUCAAGCUACCGUUGGAGAAAUACAAAGAUCACAACUUUGUUGUCUACGGUUGGCCCAAAUUAAUCUACGAGAAGAAGAGCUGGACAGGUCUGAAUGCUGGAGUGUUCUUGAUUCGAAACUGUCAAUGGUCAAUGGACUUAAUAGAAGCUUGGGCAAAAAUGGGUCCACAGUCAACGGAAUACGAUAAAUGGGGUCAAAUUUUACAGUCAACGUUCAAAGACAAGAAUUUUCCACAGUCCGAUGACCAGUCAGGUCUGUCCUAUUUACUUUUGAAAGAAAAAGACAAAUGGGGAGACAAAAUUUACUUAGAGAGUGAGUAUUAUUUCCAAGGUUAUUGGGUAGACAUUGUAGGCCAACUUAAUAAUAUCACAGACAAAUACCUUGGAAUAGAGAAAAAAAUGCCUAGCUUAAGGAGAAGACAUGCAGAGAAGGUAAGUGAGAGGUACGGUAAGCUUUGGGAGGAGUACUUAAUUAAGGAUAAAUGGAGGAGGCCAUUUAUUACACAUUUUACUGGUUGUGAACCUUGUAGUGGUGAUCAUAAUCCAAUUUAUUCUUGGGAAACUUGCUAUAAUGCAAUGCAAAAGGCAUUAAAUUUUGCAGAUAAUCAAGUGUUGAGGAAGUAUGGUUUUGUUCAUAAGGAUUUACUUGAUUCCUCAUCUGUUUCUCCUUUGCCUUUCGACUUUCCAUCCAAUUCCUCGGUAUAAGAAUGUAAUUUGUGAUGUGUGGAUUAGAUACACAUAUCACGAGUUCGAAUCUUGUUGCAGAAACAUAAAUCUUAUAUUUAAGUGGAGAAGGAUAGAAAGAUAGAUUUAUUGUGUGACGAGUUUUGCAUCGUGUACCAUUAGCCUCCGCGUGUAUUUAAUUAAAUGUUUUGUGUACUUGUGUUGAUAGUGAUGAUCGUGAUUCUUUGUUUUUUUUUGUUGAUAAAUUGACGAUUAUAUUGUGAUUUUCUUUAAAGA
Molecule: messenger RNA, 1846 nt
Organism: Nicotiana tabacum (common tobacco)
Lineage: Eukaryota; Viridiplantae; Streptophyta; Magnoliopsida; Solanales; Solanaceae
Product: putative glycosyltransferase 7
Cellular component (GO): trans-Golgi network; endosome; membrane
Molecular function (GO): galactosyltransferase activity
Source: RefSeq, a predicted model, not a curated record